GCUAAAGAGUGGAAAAAAUUCUUUUUUUCCGCUCAUUGACUGGCUGACCUUGGGAACAGCGAACGCCGUACUCGGUCAUCACUGGCCAUCCCGCCCAAUCCACACCUUGUUGCGUACCGCCUCGCCUCGCCCGGUGCUAUUUUUUUUUUACUUCCAGUUUUUCCUUACAUAUACUCUUGGCCUACCGUCCAUCUUCCCAGUCCAUCUUUGAACUGUGACUCAACUUGCUCAAACCUCCGUCUAUAAAUCCCACCAUUAUCCCGAGCUUCGAUCAAUCCAUCCUCGAACAAUCCACUCUAGUAUACGACAUACGGUGCAUGAACAUAAAAAAAUGUGCCCUACUCCUGACGUCCCGGCCUCCAAUGGCCACGCCAAUGGCACCAAUGGCCAUGCGAACGGCAAUGGCGCUGCCAACGGUACCAACAAGGCUGACCACCCCGGCUACACUGCCAUUCCUACCAAGCAGAAGCACAGCAACCCUUACCAGCCGGUCGGCGACUUCCUCAGCAACGUUGACCGAUACAAGAUUAUCGAGUCCACCCUGAGAGAGGGCGAGCAGUUCGCCAACGCCUUCUUCGACACCGAGACCAAGAUCAAGAUUGCCAAGGCCCUCGAUGACUUUGGAGUCGACUACAUUGAGCUUACCUCGCCCGCUGCCUCUGAGCAGUCCCGCAAGGAUUGCGAGGCCAUCUGUAAGCUCGGCCUCAAGUCCAAGAUCCUGACUCACGUCCGCUGCCACAUGGACGAUGCCCGCCUCGCCGUCGAGACCGGUGUUGACGGUGUUGAUGUCGUCAUUGGCACCUCUUCAUACCUCCGCGAGCACUCCCACGGCAAGGACAUGACCUACAUCAUCAACACCGCCAUCGAGGUUAUUCAGUUCGUCAAGUCCAAGGGCCUCGAGAUCCGUUUCUCUUCCGAGGACUCAUUCCGUUCCGACCUCGUCGACCUUCUUUCCGUCUACAGUGCCGUCGACAAGGUUGGUGUUCACAGAGUUGGUAUUGCCGACACCGUCGGCUGCGCCAGCCCCAGACAAGUCUACGACCUUGUCCGCACUCUGAGAGGUGUCGUCAGCUGCGAUAUCGAGACUCACUUCCACAACGAUACUGGAUGCGCCAUUGCCAACGCCUACUGCGCGCUCGAGGCCGGUGCCACCCACAUCGACACCUCCGUCAUCGGUAUCGGUGAGCGCAACGGUAUCACCCCUCUCGGUGGUCUGAUGGCUCGCAUGAUCGUCGCCGCCCCCGACUACACCAAGUCCAAGUAUAAGCUCCACAAGCUCAAGGAGCUUGAGGAUCUCGUUGCCGAGGCAGUCGAGAUCAACAUUCCCUUCAACAACUACAUCACCGGUUUCUGUGCCUUCACCCACAAGGCCGGUAUCCACGCCAAGGCCAUCCUUAACAACCCUAGCACAUACGAAAUCAUCAACCCCGCCGAUUUCGGUAUGAGCAGAUACGUCCACUUCGCAUCAAGAUUGACUGGCUGGAACGCCAUCAAGUCGCGUGUGGAGCAGCUUGGUCUCACCAUGACCGAUGCUCAGGUCAAGGUUGUCACUCAGAAGAUCAAGGCCCUGGCAGACGUCAGGCCAAUUGCCAUUGACGAUGCUGAUUCCAUCAUCCGUACUUUCCACUUGAACAUCACGGAGGGUGAGGAGAAGCCGCUGUUGCCCAACUUGACCGCCGAGGAGCAGGCCAAGUUCGAGAAGGCGGAGAGAGAGCUUGCUGGCGAGCCUGAGAAGCGUGCUUUGGAUGAGGCUGCCGCGGAGCCCGCGGCUAAGAAGGUUAAGGCGUAAAUUUUUUUCACAUUUUCGGGAUGCAUAUGGGACACCAAAAAAUGGGGCAUCUGCUUGUACAAUCAUAGAGGGGAGAGCUACAAAAGUGUUUAGUUCAGAUACCUCAUCAACGAAG
Molecule: messenger RNA, 1904 nt
Organism: Colletotrichum scovillei
Lineage: Eukaryota; Fungi; Ascomycota; Sordariomycetes; Glomerellales; Glomerellaceae
Product: homocitrate synthase
Exons: 8
Coding region: 332-1789 (485 amino acids)
Cellular component (GO): mitochondrion
Molecular function (GO): homocitrate synthase activity
Source: RefSeq, a predicted model, not a curated record